Messenger RNA from Hemicordylus capensis (graceful crag lizard), 3836 nucleotides. Its product is annotated as zinc finger protein with KRAB and SCAN domains 7-like. The transcript has 7 exons. Gene Ontology annotation, molecular function: RNA polymerase II cis-regulatory region sequence-specific DNA binding; DNA-binding transcription factor activity, RNA polymerase II-specific. The coding region runs from base 356 to 1828 and encodes 490 amino acids. The record is from RefSeq and is a predicted model, not a curated record. NCBI's taxonomy places the organism in Eukaryota, Metazoa, Chordata, Lepidosauria, Squamata, Cordylidae. Gene Ontology annotation, biological process: regulation of transcription by RNA polymerase II.
GGGGGGCGGGGCUGACCUCCGGCCCCCUCUCGGCCCGGGAAAGAGGCGUCGUUUUCUGCGUCCCGCCCUGCGUGCAACCCCGAGCAGACCAGCCGUACCCCGGUCCUCAGCAAGGGAGGCAGGUUUGCUGUGUGACCCCCAAGUGAAGGAUCCUCGUUCCCAUCCCUGAAACUCCUUGAGUCUUGGCCUCUGUCUUUUCUGCAGAAAGAAGUCCUGCAGAAAAAUCCUGCUAGCUGGAAUGAUCCACUUUUGCCUCUGAAACUCCUUGCCCCAAAGUGUCAUCAUUUGCACACAGUAACAUCCUGACAUUGCAGGGCUUAGUUGCCCCUCCCAUUUGGUCCUUUCCUGCCUAAAGAUGGAGGCCAUGGAAGAGAAUGGCCUGCAAGCGGAAAGCAGCCCUGAUGCAGCUGAGGUUAGGAGCACUGAAGAAAGAUUUGUCCAGAAAAGCCUAUGUGCCGACACCACCAGCCCAGAUGCACAAAGCCAGCACUUCAGACAGAUCUGCUACCAGGAAGCCAAGGGGCCUCGAGAGGUUUGCAGCCGACUCCACAGCCUUUGCCAUCAGUGGCUGAAGCCAGAGAGACACACACAAGCUCAGAUGCUGGACCUGGUGAUCCUGGAGCAGUUCCUGAGCAUCCUGCCCCCAGAAAUGGAGAGCUGGGUGAGAGAAUGUGGAGCAGAGACCAGUUCCCAGGCAGUGGCCCUGGCAGAAGGUUUCCUUCUGAGCCAAGCAGAAGCCAAGAAGCAGGAAGAGCAACAGCUGGAGAGACUGGCAGCAGAAAUGGCUGCUGAUCUCUCUGAGGCAGAGGAGGCUCCACUGUACACCGCAGAAAAGCCACCCUUUAGGUGGAUGGUGCAGGAGGGUGACCGAGGUGCCAGCUUGCUGGGCAUUGGAAAGACCCCGGGGCCUCCUUCCAGGCCUUCUCCUCUAGGAGGAAGGGAUGUGGUUGCUACACCGUUCUCAGAAAAGGCUCCAUUGACCUUUGAGGAGGUGGCUGUGUACUUCACGGAGGAGGAGUGGGCUCUGCUGGAUGCUGCCCAAAGGGCUCUGCACAAGGAAGUCAUGGAGGAGAAUUCUGGGCAUCUGGCCUCUCUGGAACAACUUUUGGUUUCCAAACCUGACCUUGCUUCCUGGCUGGAGAAAGAGGAAGGACCACUUGAUGAGGGCUCCGCAGAAGGAGAGAGAUGUGCAGGCAAUGAGAGAGAGAGAGAAAUGCAGUGGAGAAAACCUGAAGGAAAUCAAAAGUGGGGAGAGAAAUCAAUUGUUUCCAAAGGAUCUGACGUGCAUGGAAUUCCUAUCCUGAAAGAAAGUCACAAUGAAAACAGAAGGAAUAAGAUCCCUCUGCAUGCAGAAAUAUUAUAUUGUAAAUCAAACCAUAGCAUGGAUCAAAGAAUCCACAAAGGGGAGAAACCAUAUCAGUGCUCAGUGUGUAGCAAAAGCUUCAACCAGAGCUCAAACCUUAGUUGCCAUGAAAGGAUCCACACAGGGGACAAACCAUUUAAAUGCUCAGAAUGUGGAAAGAGCUUCAACCAGAGCAUACAUCUUACGAUGCAUCAAAGAAUCCACACAGGGGAGAAACCAUAUCAAUGCUCAGUGUGUGGAAAGAGCUUCAGCCGGAGCUCAAACCUUAGUUGCCAUGAAAGAAUCCACACAGGGGAGAAGCCAUUUAACUGCUCAGUGUGUGGAAAGAGCUUCAAACAGAACAUAUAUCUUAGGAAGCAUCAAAGAAUCCACACAGGGUUGAACCUUUCUCAGUGCUCAAUGUGUGGAAGGCGCUUCAAGCAGAGCAUACAUCUUGCUGUGCAUCAAAGAAUUCACAUGGGGUGAAACCCUAUCAGUGCUCAAUGUGUGGAAAGAGCUUCAAGCAGCACACACAUCAUACUAGGCAUCAAAGAAUCCACACAGGACAGAAGCCAUUUAGCCACAGCACCAAUCUUGCUGUGCAUUAAAGUAUCCACACAGGGUGAAACCAUAUCAGUGCUCAAUGUGUGGAAAGAGCUUCAAUGAGAGUUCACGUCUUGUUAUGCAUCAAAGAAUUCACACAGGAGAGAAAGCAUAUCAAUGUUCAAUUUGAGGAGGCGCCAAGAUGGUGACGGAACAGCAUCCUGUUUUAGAGCCUCAGUUUUAAGUAACUUAUUUUUUUCUGAGAUGCCCCCAGUCUUUAAAAAUAAUUUUCACAGCUUAUGUCGGCGACUCCUGGAAGUAAUGCAGGUUUAAGAGUCAUGCAUUGUGACAAGUCCAGACCAGAGUUAGGGUGGGAAGAUCUGGCUCUCGAUUCAAUCCUUGAUACAGCUGUUUUCAAUCCAAGCAAUUCUUGUAAGAGGAUUUGUGGUAUCUCCUCUGUCCCUCCUUUGAUGAACUGUUGAAUAAGCAUGGGGUUUCCCUCUUGAAUCUGGCCUUUAGAUUUGGUCUCUUCAGUCUUCACCUUACUAACUGCAAAAACCUGUGUGGCUUCUACACCUUUUUAAGUGCCAACUGUACCAAUAUCAUGGAUUACUUUCUUGUAUCUCUCACAGGUUCACUCUUUUGGCACACACAAUAAGAGAGUUACCAUCUGCCUUUGGUCAUGACCUUUUCUACAUGUACUGCACCCCUCUCUGUAAUAUGCUAUUACUUGAAGGGUCUUACCCAAGACAAAUGACACCUUAAAUGGGGGUAUUCAUCUUACUGAGAAGGUCACAACCCUGUUAAAUUCUCAGCAGAUGCUGACACAGAGGCAACUUGCAAUCCUACCUAGUUCAGACAUAUACUUUUUCUGAAAUUAUCUCCAUGUUGAACCCUCAUCUGACCACAGCAGGUCAAAUUCGGAGAGGCCAGAUAAGGAAGAGCUGGAUUGUGCAAGAAUGCAGGCUUGAGAGACAAGCCUUGCAACAACUCCAGACCAGAAUUCUGGAAGGAUCUGACUUCUCAGUUCAAUCGUUGAUACAGUUCCAUUUUUAGUACAAGCAGUUCUUGAAAUUCAAGAAACUCUCCUAUUAUAAAGAUCAGUGGGGAGAGCUGGGUCUCUUUAUACUCCAGAUAAAAGACAGGAAGUUCUGGGAAUGGGUGGCAAACUGGCACACAUUCUAAUUCCCUCUCAGAUGCUCAUCUUCCAGCUGAGACAUGGUUUCAAUAUUUUUUGGCCAUUUAUGGUAGUGGAAUGAGACCACUUAUGAUUACCCACUUCCUGAGCCAGGCCUUCUCCUUGAGUAGCCUGCAAUUUCAGGACUAGAGUGCAAGCAGUUGUUUGGUGCCUUGGCCCUUGGGAAAGCCCCAUGGGAGGACAGUGGUGCCUCUUAUGAUAUUUAAAUUGAAUGUCCCCUGAUGAACCCUCAUUCUAGUGAGACUUUUCUCUGAAAUUGACAACACCUGUGUGGUUCCUCAUGUUGGAAAAAAUGUUAUUUUCCCAAUAUACCAAAAAAGAGAGAGAGAAAAGCAAUAGGUAGGAGCCUUUCAACUAUUGCCCAAUCAGCCUCCUGGAUGUAUCUCCAAUUACAUACUCGACACCUUAUAAACAAGUUGGGGGAUUGGGCAGUUAUGUAUUUCCAAAACAAAAUGCAAAGCGCUGGUUAUUGCCUAUAAAACCCUUUACGGCUUGGGUCCAGACUACUUAAGAGAGCACCUUCUUUGUCAUGAACCUGGUUGCCUUCUAAGAUCAUCUGGAGAGGUGUGGUUACGGUUGCUGCUGGCUCAUUUGGUGGUGACCCGGGACUUUUGGAAUAUCCUCUGUUUUUAUGAAGACCCUCAAGACAUACCUGUUCUCCUAGGCUUUUUACUGGAUUUAAUCUGUUUUCUCUUCUGAGAUUGUUUUAUUUUGUAUAUUUCAACUGGUUUUAUAUUUAUAUUUACAUUUUUA